Ctenocephalides felis (cat flea) is the source of this 3247-nucleotide messenger RNA. It is a transcript of the gene ssh, whose product is annotated as protein phosphatase Slingshot. Gene Ontology annotation, biological process: actin cytoskeleton organization; protein dephosphorylation; negative regulation of actin filament polymerization. Gene Ontology annotation, molecular function: actin binding; protein tyrosine/serine/threonine phosphatase activity. Gene Ontology annotation, cellular component: cytoplasm. Bases 191 to 2848 code for a protein of 885 amino acids. The transcript is spliced from 10 exons. Lineage: Eukaryota; Metazoa; Arthropoda; Insecta; Siphonaptera; Pulicidae. The record is from RefSeq and is a predicted model, not a curated record.
GUGUAUGGCUCGAGUUUCGUGGUCGAUUGUGAUAUUAGUAAGUGAUUUUGACGUAAAAGUGAUUGUAACGAAAUGUUUUCAAUAAUUUAGUGGACAAUGUGUGGACAAAAUUUCAGUUAAUUUUGGACAAAUGCAUAGGAUGUGAUGUUUCGAUUCCAAUAAUAUAAUCCACAUUGUGAAAAGUGAAAUAAUGGCGUUAGUAACAGUGCAGAGAGCUUCUAAAAUUACAAACUGCUGCAAGAACGUGGAGCCGAAUGCCAAAGAAGUGAAGAAAGCGUCCAACAAAAGCUUAAAUGAAAAUUACUUUGCUGGAAAAGGUACCGCCGUUGUGCUUCCGACAAGUUCUAGACCAGUUUGUCGAUCUUUACACUUAAACGCAUAUCCGCCUCCUGCACAUUUGCAAACGCCAUUAUUGCACCUGCCAAGUAGUGAAAUACAGCACCAUUUACAAUCUAUGUGCUGUCUGCUUGAGCCAGAAGAUACACUUAAAAUGGCUGUUAAACUCGAAAGUGUGCAUUGUGGACGAACGCGUUACUUGGUUGUGGUGUCUAAUGGCGAUCAAAGUUGUUUGCUGGGUAUCGAUUAUGGUUUGGUGACUGCUAUAGGACUUGUACUACCUGUAUUAGCUGAUACGACAAUCACACUUGACGGAGAUGGAGGUUUCAAAGUUCGCAUAUGUAAUUGUCAACACAUAUUUAAACCCGUAUCGGUACAGGCAAUGUGGUCAGCUUUGCAGACUUUGCAUCGAGUUAGCGCAAUUGCUAGAAAAAAUAAUUUUUAUCCCGGAGGAUUAUCGCACAAAUGGGUGAAAAAUUACGAAUCCAGAAUACACUCGGACCGAUCGUGUUUAAACGAAUGGCAUGCCAUGGACGCUUUGGAGUCACGAAGGCCUCUUUCGCCAGAUUCAUUGCGGGCAAAACCUAGUGAAAGAACAGAGACUGAAUGCAUAAUAAGAUCAAAAUUGAAAGAAAUUAUGAUGUCUGUUGACUUAGAUGAAGUGACUAGUAAAUAUAUUAGAACUAGAUUAGAGGAUGAUUUAGACACAGAUCUUGGCGAAUAUAAACCGUUCAUUGAUCAGGAAAUGAUAGUUAUAUUAGGACAAAUGGAUGCACCAACUGAAGUUUUCGAAAAUGUUUUUCUAGGAUCUGAAUGGAAUGCAAGCAACUUAGAGGAAUUACAAAAAAAUGGAAUAAGACAUAUUUUAAAUGUUACAAGAGAAAUUGAUAAUUUUUUUCCUGGUAUGUUUGAUUAUUUGAAUAUCCGUGUAUAUGAUGAUGACAAUACAAAUCUCUUGAAAUAUUGGGAUGAUACCUAUAAAUAUAUUUCUAGAGCUUCCAGGAGUGGUUCCAAAGUUCUUGUUCAUUGCAAAAUGGGCAUAAGUAGAUCUGCAUCCGUUAUAGUAGCAUAUGCUAUGAAGGCAUAUGAUUGGGACUUAACACAAGCAUUAAAGCAUGUAAAAAAUAAAAGAAAUUGUAUAAAACCGAACACAAAUUUUGUUAGCCAAUUAGAAACAUACCAGGGCAUUUUAUAUGCUAUGAAAAAUCGUGAAAAACUGCAAAGAUCAAAAUCGGAAACAAACUUGGAAAAAAAGAUGAUUCUCCUGGGUGGAGAACCAACUCCUUUAGUUCAAGCUCUAGAGAAAGAAAAAUAUGCUUCUGUGAAGACUUUAUUUAAUUCAAGGCCAAAAUCAUGGUCCUUGUGCAAUGAUGCAGAAGAACCCAGUCACUUAAAAUCAAUUACUUUAUCUUUAGAUGAUGUUACUCAGAAAAAAAACAUAAUACUGCCCUGUAAAAAUGGAAAAGUGUACAGUGUCUCACAAAAUAGAAUUAUGCAUUUAGAGCGCAAAAGUGAAACGGAGCCUUCUAAAGUAAAAAAUAUUGUUUGUGAAUUUGAAACCCAAAAUAAAUCAAUGGCUAGAAAGCUUAUGUGGGAUCCAGGUCCCAAUCUUGAUUGCAGUGAUAGUUCCGAAAGUUGUGUGCAGAAUGAAAAUAAAAAAAAAGCUAAACAAAAGUUGAAAAGCUAUUUAACUCGAAAUUCAUGGAAUGCACUCAAUGGUGUUGUAGAUGAUAGCAUAUAUACAAUAUUGUAUAGACAUAAUACAUUGGAUUCUGAAAAUAAUAAAUUACCUAGUGAUAUGUGUUUUGGUCCCUGUGAUACAACUUUAUGUAACAAAAAUGUAAAAUGUAAACGAUUUAAAUUGGAAUUUGGUUACGAUGAUAAAUUAAUGUCACCAGUAGAUAUAAACAUUAUAUGUCCAAAGCCAUAUCAAAAUUCUUUCUGUGAUAUACAAUCCACAAACAAACCUUACAAGCUUAGAAAUACGGCAUCUGAAAUGUUUUAUACAUCAGUAAUUAGAGAGAAUGUUUUAUUGCGAUCUAAAAAUUUUUCAUCAAUUAGUGUAUCAUUAAUAGAUAGCAUAAAACCAUUUAAACCAUUUGGUCUUGUAAAAAAUUUAAAAUUGGAAUAUGAGUCUAAAACUGUCAAAAAUAAUUUUUGUAAAAAGUCAUUUAGUAAGACUGAUAAGAAGGCCAGGGCGGAAGCAAAAACUGAAGAUUUAUCUGUGAAAUAUCUAGUUGGAAAAUAUGAAAAUACCAAUCAAGAAAUCUCAUCUCAAUACAUAAUAAAUAAGAACAAAGAAAAUCUAAGAAAAAAUUAUGGUGCUCCAGUUUUUACAUGCAGUACAAAUUUAAUUGAUUCAAGUUUCUGUUCAUUACCCAUCAUUAAAAAAAAUCAGACCAAACACAAAGUACAAUUACAUCAUGGUAAAGUACAUUGUUUAAGCAGGUUGACUCUAAUCAGGUCCAAUAACAACUCCAACACAUGCAAUACCAUGUUACAUUUACAUUGAAAUAACUAAAUAGGCUGUGAUUUAAUUAAAUUGUGUAUUUAUCAUAAUAUAAAUUAACAUACUGCAAUGCAAGUACAUAUUAUUUGAAAUGUAAUAAAGAUAAUUGUGAAUAUGUAUACACAUCUGAAAAUAUGUAUGUGUGUCAGUGAUAGUCAAUCUCAUCCUUACCGCAUGCAUUUGGGCGUUUUAGCUUUUAUAGUCGCCGGUGUGGGUUUGCUUGAUGCUGAAACUACUGGAUUACUCAAAUAUUUUCCAUGACGUUAAUCGAAAAUAUUUUUAUCACAUUUUCAUAUUUGUAAUAAAAUAUUGUAAGCUUUAAUAUGAAGUAACGCUACUCUAUUAAAUUUUAUAAAGAUUUUUAAACAUUGAUUCUAAUCAUUUUUUUGAAAUUAGUGAACU